UCUGUGGACAAGCUCCAAGGAAUUCUCGCAACAUGGGGGGACCCUCAGUGGUGGCUGGUUCGUGGCCGUGGAUGGCGAGCCUACAGAAGAAUGGAAGGCACGUGUGUGAUGGGUCUCUGGUGGCCUUGGACUCAGUGUUGAGCAACGCCAACUGCUUCUCAAGCUCCCCUGUAGCGUCCGAGUGGACUGUCGUGUUGGGGCGUCUGAAGCUAAAUGGAUCCAACCCCUUUGAGGUGACGCUGAAUGUGACAAAUAUCACUCUGAGCAACACGACCGGGACCAACAUAGCCAUCCUCCGUCUAUCUGCCCAGCCCACCCUGACCGACUACAUCCAGCCCAUCUGCUUGGACAAUGGGAGAACCUUCGCCGAGGGCUUGGCGUGCUGGGCGGCCGGUUGGAGUCCUGGAAGAGGAGGUGCUGAGGAAGUUAUGCAGCAGUUUCAGACCUCGGUGGUAAACUGUGGGAACUCAUCAUCGAGUGAGAGCAUCUGUACAGACGUGUUUGCACUGCAGCAGGGUGAUUCUGGCGGGCCGCUGAUGUGUAAGCAGGGCGGCUCUUGGUUCCAGGCAGUCGUGUUAACAGCUCCAAGCUCCUCUGCCGGGAGAAGACGAAGCUCAGUCAUGACCUUCACCAGACUGAGCACCUUUGACUCCUUCCUGUCUGAGACGGUCAAGUCACUCUUGUCUCCAGCCUUGAAUAUCACCAGUGCCAACUCCGCCAAUCCCACCAAUGUCUCCGUCACUACCACUACCAGCAGUACCUACACCACCACAAUGGUUACCACUACUACUGACUCGAAAAGUGUGUUCGACAGCAGCGAGGGUCGUCCUGCUCACUCCUUCAUCUUUGUCUUCUUCCAUCUCCUCAGCUUCGCCUUUUGUCUCCAACUCUGCCUUUAGGGAACCCAAACUUGAUUCACAUGAUGUGAUGGACACAGAUGAAUGUGAACAAGCUUCGAUGUUGAGACUUUACAGGUUUAGAGCUUUGCCUGCCAAUCUUUGAUCUGAUUCUGCCGUCAUUGGAUUUCUACAGAGAGCUCAGUAAUGAUAUUCUGGAUAAUGAAAACAGGCAUUCAUACAUGAAAUACUCCUGGAUGAAUCUUCAGCGCAAAC
This is a messenger RNA of Haplochromis burtoni (Burton's mouthbrooder), 1112 nucleotides long. RefSeq names its product transmembrane protease serine 9-like. Gene Ontology annotation, molecular function: serine-type endopeptidase activity. The record is from RefSeq and is a predicted model, not a curated record. The coding region runs from base 33 to 899 and encodes 288 amino acids. The transcript is spliced from 4 exons. NCBI's taxonomy places the organism in Eukaryota, Metazoa, Chordata, Actinopteri, Cichliformes, Cichlidae. Gene Ontology annotation, biological process: proteolysis.